ACUAACUAGCAGUCAGGCAGCCACACACGGAGCCAGCAAGCAAUAAUGACACACGAUGAGAUCGUUCAGGGAAUAAUUCGGAGCGCGCGCGAGUGGCCAGCCAGCCGGCGUGUGUGUAGGGGAUGUGGGUGCAGGGUAAGCCGCCACAUGUGAGGAGUGUUGUGUGUACACUGUUCACUGUGCCUUUUAACGAACGGGGCUUUCGAUUGGAACGUGCUGGAGAAGCAUAAUAACACUUAGCAGUCAGUUAACGAUGCUAGGUCAGCGCUAACGGAUGUGUCCUGUGUGUAGAGUUUAAUAAUCGGAAAUAUCCCACACUAAAUAGGAAGAGGUGACAAGAAGAUUACUCAUUACAAUCGGACAAUCGGAAGUGAGUGCGUAGAAUAUUGACUUCAAGACAUCUCGAGAGUGUUGUGGGUGGUUGUUCGAUUACAGGUUCGAUUGUUGCUCCUGCGGACGAAGAUCGACGACGUUAAGAAGCGCAAGGAUACUCCUGGACCGGGGAAUUGCACCAGGAAGGGUGACCGCGUAUUUAGGACGGUUCUGGCCAUUAAAGCACGGCACUAAGUGAUUAUUACUGGCUGAGUGGUGCUUCGAACCGCACACAUUAGGUACCUGCCGAGACUUGUUGUGUACUCAGAACCCGGUAAUUACCGAUAAUGAGAUAAAGAAGGUUCGCGCGCGCCUCACAGAACGCACGAUGACAAAUGGUUGAAGCGCAGAAAAAAAGAUAUAAGCAUAUGAAACAAGAAACACAAUCAUGCAUUCUUUCGAUGCAGGUGUGAAAUGUGCUGAAUUUAUGGGUGCACUCGGCGAACGUGUUUCGAUUUACUAAUGAGUAUUUAUUAGCGUGUCCCCGUGUUCAUAAGGCGAUCGAUGGGUGGAACAGUAUGAAGAAUUUCGUUUUAUGAAGUUGGUCGAGAUCAUUAUAGUAAGAAGCCUGUGCAAAAAUCUAAUAAAACAAUCUGUUGAGUUACAGAAGUUUAUAACAGUGAGGUGUAUCGUAAAAAUAAACGCGCAACGAAACUAUGUCAGUGCGACGUCAAAGAUUAGCCUAAUAGAACGCCUUCGUUGGCAAAUUAAAAAUAAUCCAAGCAACCAACAUAAAUGAUUGUCAGCUGAUUACGUCGGCAUGUUGACGACGCUUUGAGUGAAACUGGAGAAUAAUCAACAAGGUUGAAAAAAGGCAAAAACCUACACAGAUUAAAAGUGCAGUGUCAAGAGGUGUCAUUCGAAGAAGUAUUUCAAAUUCCUCGUGGUGUUCUCGUGAAGCAUGGCCACGUUCGUAAAUUGAACCAGUUGAUAUUGAACCAAACCCGACAAACACAUAAUGCCGCGUGUUUGUUCCUCCAAUCGUUGUGGUAGUUGGUAAGGUACCAGCUGCUUCUAUAAUAUGGCGGAAGGUAACAAUCCUCUACAACAACAUCAACACCAACAGCAGCAGCAGCAGCAUCCUCAAUCGCCGACGACAACACUGGGUGAUCAUUCAGAAUCGAGUGCAAGAACUAUCAAUAACAAUAACAACAGUAGCAUCAUAAACCACAACAACGCGGCCAAGUUGUGUGGAAUGCUCGGCAUCAAUAUGCCCUGUGAAGCGACAGGCCAUGAUUUCAGCAACGUCCGCAAAGAGCUAGAGUACGUCAACUCGAUUGCGUCGCACUACGGGGGAAACAGCGGAAGCAGCAGCGGCAACAGUCUACAGGAGAAGGCGGUAGUAGGUGGAGUCUUCAAAAUUGAGGACCGUGAAAGAAGUGAUAAUUGCAGUCGUUCAAACAGCCCGCUGGACGAGCUGAACCAUCAGGCGCCACCAUCAUCCGUUAGAGGUGGCGGAGGUCUAUCCAGGCCGUCGUCCCUACGAAAUCGUGAAAAGAUGUCACCGUUGUCGCUGCCGACCGGCACCGGAUCACCGGUUUCGAACUCAGCAGCAGCAGCAGCCGCAGCCGCCGCCGCUGCCGCUCAAGUGCAUCAUUUGAAUGGAACUAUGCAAAACAUGUUGAAUCUACAGAAACUACAGAGUUUAGCACAGCUAACAAGUGGAGCUGCCGCGGCCAGUGUCCUUCCCGGAUUGGGCCUGUCAACGGGUGGACUUCCGUCGGCUCUGCUGAACAAUUCGCCGCUGAAUCUAAGUCUCGGAUCGCAAGGCCACUCUCCCGUGAUGGGAGCACUGGCAGCCGCGACUGCUCCUCAACCUCUUCCUCCUGCUCCUGCCAAUACGAUGCCACAGUUGAUUCUGGCUUCGGGACAGAUCGUCCAAGGCAUCCAAGUAGCCCAACUUUUGAUUCCCACUUCGCAAGGAAUUGCCACCCAAACCAUUCUGACGAUACCCGUGGGGCAACAGGUGAUUUCGAACAUGAGCAGCGAGAAUUUAUUGCAGUGUUUAAAUUUUAAUACUGUUGCGAGUGCGGCGGCAAACGCGGCCAGUUUUGGGGAUCUGUUGAAUCAAUCGGCCGGCCAUCACCCCCACCAUCAUCACCAUCAUCAUCAUGCGGCCACGGUUGGUAGUGCGGCAUUUGCGGCUGCUGCUGCGGCGGCCGCUGCUGUGAAUGCAACCCGUGAAUCUCCGGUCACUGUCAACAGCGCCAUCAAUAGUACCGCCAGCAGUCUACUGACGAAUCCCUUGGCACUGGCCGCAGCCGCCGUGGCCAACAGCAAUCAUCAUCAUCAGCAGCAGCAGCAUCAUCAUGGCCACCAUCCCUCCGCCUCCGCCAUUGCCGCCCACCAGUUGCACCAGCACCAGCAACAGCAACAACAUCAGCAAACCCAACAGGCCAAACAUCUUCACUUUGGAUCGCCCUCCACCGCCAUCAGUGGACUGUCCUCACCGAUUCCUCCUUGUUCGGGAGGCGGCCACCUGCCACCGACAUCUUCCUCUUCGAACAUCAGCGGCAACAACAGCAACAGCAUAGAAAAGUUCAAACUAUCCCACGAAAAGGCACCUUCCUCGGGCCGAUCGACUCCGGAAAUGGUGCGAAUAAAGCUCGAAUCUCCCAAGGUGCCAUCGCCAAUCUCGCUGAUUCCGUCAAGACCGCCGAGUGGAAACUUUGGCUCGUCUCCGUCCGUCUUCGACAAGAGAACCCAUUCGCCAAGUGUUUCCUCCGGUGAAAUUGGUUCUUCGGGAAAUACCACCAUCAAUAGCAGCAACAGUGGCAUCGGGUCCAGCAACGGAGGAGCAUCGACCACCACAGUCGGGCAGAUCCAUGUUAGCAAGAAUCUCACCAGCCCGCAUCAUUCGCCGGCGGAUUCUGCUAUCAGUAGAAUUACAACGUCCAACGGUGAAAUCACUGUAACCAAAUCUCAAGCACCACAAACUCCACCCCUGCCAGUACAAAACAAAAAUCAUCCCGCGUCGAUGCAUUUCAAUCCAUCCAUCUCUCCGCAACCAUCCUCAAUGGGCAUCGGAAGCCAUCAUCAUCAUCAGCAUCAUCAUCAACAACAGCAUCAGCAGCAGCACCAUCAUCAUCAAUCGGGACGCUCCCCCCACCACCAUGGAAGCUCAACGACGCCAUCGGCCACGGCAACUUCGUCCUCGGCCAACAGCUCCGGAGUAGGGGUGGAUUUGCAUCUGCAAUCAUUAUCCAGCAGCAGCAACAGCAAGGAGCAGCAACAACAGAAACCGUCCACCUCUUCUUCGAUGAUGAGGAGCACCUCGACGCCCGGUGUCAUAUCCCUCACGUUGGACGAUGUGAUGGAUUCGAAAAUUUCCACCCACUCGCUGGGCGGUUCAUCGGCUUCUUCUUCUUCUGCGCUGUCACUGUCCAAGCGUCACCGAAGUCUGACGCCCCCGCCACGUGCCAAACUGAGUCCUGAUGGGUCCGGAUCUAUUCAACUGUCCCAAGAUGAUGACGACGGUGAAGACGUCGAGGAUGGAGACGAGGACAACAGCUCUGGCCAUCAUAACAAUAACAACAACAACGACCUGGAAGACUCUCCAAACGAGCUGACGAUCAACCAGACCAACUGCAACGUCGUUGACGGAAUCGAUCUGGAAGACAUCAAAGAGUUCGCCAAAGCAUUCAAGCUACGCCGUCUUUCGCUGGGGCUCACCCAAACCCAGGUCGGCCAAGCCUUGUCCGUCACCGAGGGACCAGCCUACAGCCAGAGCGCCAUCUGCAGUGCCCUCGCCGCUCAAAUGUACUGUGCAGCCCAACUUUCGUCCCAGCAGCAGCAAAUGUUUGAAAAGUUAGAUAUAACUCCAAAAAGUGCCCAAAAAAUUAAACCCGUCCUGGAGCGCUGGAUGAAGGAGGCUGAAGAGAGUCACUCGUCCCGGUUCAAGUCGAACCAGAAUCACUUGACAGACUUCAUCGGUGUGGAGCCAUCGAAAAAGCGCAAACGACGAACCUCCUUUACGCCACAAGCGCUGGAACUGUUGAAUGGUCACUUCGAGCGAAAUACACAUCCGUCGGGAACGGAAAUCACCGGUCUGGCACAUCAGCUCGGAUACGAACGCGAAGUGAUCCGAAUCUGGUUCUGCAACAAGCGACAAGCCCUCAAAAACACAGUCCGAAUGAUGUCGAAAAACUUCAAGAUGGAAAGCUCUUAAGCUGGAUCCGUUUUCGUUUACGUAUUGCUUUAAGUUCAACAAAAUAGAGACAACAAUCGAUUUGUGCCAUUCUACAGUUGUUAUAUUUUGGAUUUCUCCAGCAGCGCUAGUGCUUACAUAUACAUAAUACAAAACGUUUAGUCAAUUUGAGAACUUGCUCCACACGAAAGCAUUUGUUUUGUUUGUUUAGGUUUUAGAAGAUCUUAUUUCGAAUAAAUGAUUACAACAAACUUUUGAUUCAUCAUAAACGAGUGUCAUUUAAGUUAAGUAUUUUCAUUUAGUGAAUAGGUUAAAAACAAGCAACCAAAGUUCCUACAAAUUAGUUUUAAGAAUUGGUAUAUUGAUAUCGACGAUGCUAAUACUAUUAGGAUUUAUUGUACGAAAAGCAAAGAAUCGUUCACUGCAUCCUCCAGAAUAUGAUGAGCAAAAAACAUUCUUUCUGUUUUAAUCGUGAUGUGCCAAAGAAGCUGCAUUUAAAUACAAAUUUGUGCCAUAAUUUGAUUUCGUCAUGACAAACCCAGUCAAUAAUUCGAUAAUGUGAAAUUUACAUAAUGAAAUCUGCUUAACAUUUACGAAAGUCCAUUAUAAUUUCAAUAAAGGAUGUAGUGAAGAACAAAAAAUUAAACCAAUUAUGAGAUGCAUUUGUAAAAAAAAACAAAUUCUUAAAGAAAAAAAAACGACCCAUAGAAAUAAAACCAAUUUAUAAAUUGAUGUAAAUCAAAUUAAAAAGAAGAAUUUUAAUUGGUUGGAAUAUCUCAUUUCAAAAUUAUUCAAUUUCCUAUUACAGACCAGUAAAAAGUCGAAAUUAUCAGUUCGACACCAGUUACUGAUAUUGAAAUUAAUUAAAAAAUGUAAUGUUCCAGAAACAGUCAAAAAAUCGAGCAAAAAUGUAGAUAGUUUGGAUGCAAGAUGUUUAGCAGAAGCUAGCGGCCAUGACACGGUUCAAUUGAUAUAUUUUGUCCAACAAGUAAAACUUAAGAGAAUUUCAUGUGUAUCAUAGACAACAGACUAACCAUUCGCUGACACAUGCCUCAUAGAAACAAAACCAGUAGCAGUAAAGAUGAUGAAUGUUUAGAAAGUAUUUCGUCGGGUACUUGAAGAGAAAGCAUACUUUUAUGUGAUAUGUACGAUAAAUUCUUCACACAAAUUAAUAUGAUGAGGUGAAUUCAUAGACACUCACACAAAAACACACAAACACACACGCAAACUUAAAUAGAACAGAAAUGAACAUAAAAAACAAUUACUAACAAUUUCGAAGUAUCACGUGGACGUAGUGCACGAUUGAAUAGUAGAGUGUAUCGAUUGUUCGGUUGGUUUCGAACUGAUCGACAUCGAUUUCGUGGUAAAUAUUAUAUAGAUAUCUAGCUGUAUGGAAUAAUAUAUUGAAAAGUAAUAAAAAAGAUUCAAAAUA
Messenger RNA from Uranotaenia lowii, 5951 nucleotides. Its product is annotated as POU domain, class 6, transcription factor 2-like. Gene Ontology annotation, biological process: regulation of transcription by RNA polymerase II. Gene Ontology annotation, molecular function: RNA polymerase II cis-regulatory region sequence-specific DNA binding; DNA-binding transcription factor activity, RNA polymerase II-specific. Bases 1394 to 4540 code for a protein of 1048 amino acids. NCBI's taxonomy places the organism in Eukaryota, Metazoa, Arthropoda, Insecta, Diptera, Culicidae. The transcript has 11 exons. The record is from RefSeq and is a predicted model, not a curated record.